This is a messenger RNA of Zea mays, 3716 nucleotides long. Its product is annotated as LON2 protein. Gene Ontology annotation, cellular component: mitochondrial matrix. Gene Ontology annotation, biological process: protein quality control for misfolded or incompletely synthesized proteins; mitochondrion organization; chaperone-mediated protein complex assembly. Gene Ontology annotation, molecular function: serine-type endopeptidase activity; ATP-dependent peptidase activity; single-stranded DNA binding. The transcript has 20 exons. The record is from RefSeq and is a predicted model, not a curated record. Lineage: Eukaryota; Viridiplantae; Streptophyta; Magnoliopsida; Poales; Poaceae. Bases 287 to 3235 code for a protein of 982 amino acids.
AGAAAUGACAUUUAUUUUGUUUCAAGAAAACACGUGCGGUUUUUUAUGGCAAAGCUAAAUUAAAUGCCUACUAGGUCUGAGGUCCUUGUAGACGUUCUCGGUAGCUUCUGUGGUAGCAAGAACACAAAAUUAAAAAAUCCAGGGUUUUAGAAGGGUUCGGUAGGUUCGUUCCCUCGCCUUCUCCCUUUCUUCCUCUCCAAACAAGACAUUGCAGAAGAAAAAGGCAAAAACAAUCCGCCGACUUGGAGAAACCCUAGAAUCAAGCGCGGAACCGCCCUCAUCCACCAUGCUGCGUGCGGCGGCGGCUGCAGCCGCCAUCUUCCCGGCGCGGUUCGCCGCCGCGCCGGCUGUGGCGGCGGCGGAGGAGCUCAGGUCUCCGCUGCUCAGGGUCAUUGGGACGCUGAGGGACGGCCGCGGCUCGGUGCUGCUGGGUAGGAGGGUGCGUUUCUGCUCCAACUCUUCCGCGAGCGACACCGAGGCGGCGGUGGCAGAGGCGGAGGCGAAGGCCGAGGAUGCGUCCGCUGCGGAGGGUGAGGCGGACAGCAAGGCGUCUUCCGCCAUCGUGCCGACCAGCACCAAUAUCGAUGAUUGCCUCUCGGUUAUAGCGUUACCUCUUCCACAUCGGCCACUCUUUCCUGGAUUCUACAUGCCGAUCAAUGUGAAGGACCAAAAGCUGCUGCAAGCCCUAAUAGAAAAUCGCAAAAGAUCAGCUCCGUAUGCUGGUGCCUUUCUUGUGAAAGAUGAAGAAGGUACUGACCCUAACAUCGUGACUGGUUCAGAUUCAGCGAAAAGCAUUGAUGAUCUCAAAGGGAAAGACUUGCUGAAGCGUCUUCAUGAAGUUGGGACGCUUGCUCAGAUUACAAGCAUUCAAGGGGAUCAUGUAGUUCUACUUGGUCACCGACGUUUACGGAUAACUGAGAUGUUGCAGGUCGAAGAGGAUCCACUUACAGUUAAAGUUGACCAUCUAAAGGAAAAGCCCUACAACAAGGACGAUGAUGUUAUGAAAGCUACAUCAUUCGAAGUUAUAUCAACUUUAAGGGAAGUUCUAAGGACAAGUUCCCUUUGGAAGGAUCAUGUGCAAACCUACACACAGCACAUUGGUGACUUUAACUACCAACGGUUAGCAGACUUUGGUGCUGCUAUCUCUGGUGCCAACAAGUUGCUUUGCCAGGAAGUUCUUGAGGAAUUGGAUGUAUACAAGCGUUUGAAGUUGACCCUUGAGUUAGUAAAAAAGGAGAUGGAGAUUAGUAAGCUACAGCAAUCCAUAGCAAAAGCAAUUGAAGAAAAGAUUAGUGGAGAUCAGCGACGUUAUUUAUUGAACGAGCAACUUAAGGCAAUCAAGAAGGAGUUGGGUUUGGAGACUGAUGACAAAACAGCAUUGUCUGCAAAAUUUAGAGAACGUAUAGAAUCAAAGAAGGACAAAUGUCCUCCUCAUGUUUUACAAGUCAUUGAAGAAGAGCUUACCAAGCUUCAGCUUUUAGAAGCCAGCUCUAGUGAGUUCAGUGUAACUCGUAAUUAUUUGGACUGGCUGACAGUGUUGCCAUGGGGAAAUUAUAGUGAUGAAAACUUCGAUGUCCACCAUGCUCAGAAAAUUCUCGAUGAAGACCAUUAUGGUUUGAGUGAUGUGAAAGAGAGGAUACUGGAAUUCAUAGCAGUUGGGAAGUUAAGAGGGACUUCACAAGGCAAGAUCAUAUGUCUUUCUGGGCCACCGGGAGUUGGAAAAACCAGUAUUGGUCGUUCAAUUGCACGUGCACUGAACCGUCAGUUCUACAGGUUUUCUGUUGGAGGUUUGGCUGAUGUGGCUGAAAUCAAGGGCCAUCGACGCACAUAUGUUGGUGCAAUGCCAGGGAAGAUGGUGCAGUGUCUUAAAUCAGUUGGUACAGCAAAUCCUCUAGUGUUGAUAGAUGAGAUUGACAAGCUUGGGAAGGGUCAUUCUGGCGAUCCAGCUAGUGCAUUGUUGGAACUCCUUGACCCUGAGCAGAAUGUUAAUUUCUUAGAUCACUACCUUGAUGUUCCUAUUGACCUAUCCAAGGUUCUAUUUGUUUGCACAGCAAACGUAAUAGAGAUGAUACCAAAUCCAUUACUGGAUAGGAUGGAGAUCAUUGCUAUAGCUGGGUAUAUAACUGAUGAGAAGAUGCAUAUUGCUCGGGACUAUCUAGAGAAGAAUACAAGACAGGCUUGUGGCAUUAAGCCUGAGCAGGUUGAAGUUACAGAUACUGCUCUUCUUGCUCUCAUUGAAAACUACUGUCGAGAAGCUGGAGUGAGGAACCUUCAAAAGCAGAUUGAGAAAAUUUACCGUAAGAUAGCUCUGCAGCUUGUUCGCCAAGGAGUAUCGAAUGAGCCAGACCAUGAGUCUGUCAGUGCCUCUGUAACUGAGGAAUCUGGUAAUGGUGAUAACACCACAACAAAAGAUGAGAUUUUGAAGGAUCCUGCUGUAGAAGAUGCUUCAGUCACCAACAAUGUUACAAAUCCUGCCUCCGAGGAAGCUAAUGAAGAAAAUUUGACAAGUGAAGCAGCAAAAGAAGACAGCACAUCUAAGGGCAACAAGGGCACUGAUGGAGCAGCGGACAAGGCAAUUGAGAAGGUUGUGGUCGAUUCAUCAAACCUUGGUGAUUUUGUUGGGAAACCUGUGUUCCAGGCUGAGCGUAUAUAUGAGCAUACUCCAGUUGGAGUGGUCAUGGGUUUAGCUUGGACUGCUAUGGGUGGUUCUACUUUGUACAUCGAAACAAAAAAAGUGGAGGAAAGGGAAGGGAAAGGUGCACUUGUGCUUACAGGACAGCUUGGAGAUGUCAUGAAAGAGAGUGCUCAGAUUGCGCACACAGUUGGCAGAGCUGUAUUACUGGAGAAAGAGCCAGAUAACCAUUUUUUUGCAAACUCGAAGGUGCACUUGCAUGUUCCUGCAGGGUCCACCCCUAAGGAUGGCCCUAGUGCUGGAUGCACCAUGAUAACAUCUAUGCUGUCCUUAGCUAUGGGAAAGCCUGUCAAGAAGGACCUCGCAAUGACGGGUGAAGUAACACUAACCGGAAGAAUCCUCCCAAUCGGCGGGGUAAAAGAGAAAACAAUUGCGGCAAGGAGAAGUGCGAUAAAGACACUCAUAUUUCCGGCAGCGAAUAAAAGGGAUUUCGAUGAGCUUGCUUCUAAUGUGAAGGAAGGCCUCGAAGUUCAUUUUGUUGACACAUACAGUGAAAUAUAUGAUUUAGCUUUCCAGAGUGACGCCGGGACAGAAACAAGCUGAGAUGAUUUAGCUUUAUGGGAUUGAGAUUUUUUCCCCCUAGACCCACGACAGAAACAAGUCCGUCAAGAGGCAGGCAAACCAGACCAUUGUAACCAAGAUGGGUGGAGUUAAUUGAUAUUCACGAGAAAAAUGAAAUCCUUUUUUUUUGCCCCCAAUAUAACAUCAUUGAAUUUAAGAGAUUUUUGGCUAGGUUGUACGUACUAGUGUGGUUGCCCAUCUAGGUGGUAUAGCCUAUAUUAUUAGUAGGAAUAAGAAAAGCAGCAUGGAUGCACCAUCUGUUAUUUAUAUUUAUUGAUUUAAGAGUGUUCUCUAAAAGCAGCAGGUAUGCCCCAGUUGUUAUUCAUUAAAUUUGUUUCAGUGAGUGUUAGUUACCUUUGGAUACUGUACUGUGCGUCAUCAAUUUAUAGGAUGUUUUGAUUUUUUUUGGAUACACAAACUUCUAUCAUUAUGCAUCUAAUUUGUGGCCGAUUUUGAUUUUGUA